AUGGGAGAGAUACAGAGAAUAAUAGAAGAUGCUUUGCCAGAUAUUUAUACAUACUCAAUUAUGCUGGGAAAUGACGAACGUGAAGACAAAAAAGCGGGUUUCUUUGGUAACGUAAAUGAGCAGGUAGCUCAAGUUUGCGAGUUACUGAAAGAGGACGAAGAACUUCGGCAUGGAUUUAAUGCAAUCGGGUUUUCACAGGAUCCAAACAACAUUGAACUUUAUAUGAAAUUAAAUAUUUUUUUACCUGAUAUUAAUAAUGAGUAUGAAACAAAGAAUGAGACUUACGCGAGAAACUUGGCAUCUUUGAAUAAGCUCGUGUUGGUUAGAUUUACCGAGGAUGUGACUGUCAAACCAAGAGACACCUCCUGGUUCUCGUUCUACGACGAAGAAGGCGACAUUGUGCCGGUUCAUCAGCAGCCUUUGUAUAAGCAAGACUGGAUUGGGCUAAAAAAGUUGGAUGAAGCAGGGAAAUUAAUAUUCAAGGAUUGUGAAGGCGCACAU
This is a messenger RNA of Acaulospora colombiana, 501 nucleotides long. NCBI's taxonomy places the organism in Eukaryota, Fungi, Glomeromycota, Glomeromycetes, Diversisporales, Acaulosporaceae. The record is from the annotation of a GenBank genome assembly.